AUGAUCCCCAAUAUCAAGGACCUCGUCAAGAACCCGUUCCUCCUGACGCUUGCUCUCAAGGCUCUGCCUCGCAUGGUUGCCUCGAAUAGCGACCUGCCAAGCAUUCGUGUCACCCGAGUCGGACUCUACGACAUGUUUGUAGAGCAGUGGCUGGAAACGAAUCGACUACGUUUACAGUCGAACACACUGAGCAAGGAAGAACUGAUGGCAUUCAAUUCGCUGAUGGACUACGGUUUUAUUGGAUGCGGGAUCGACUACCUGCUACGUCUCUCUGCGGCGAUCUUUCAGGAGCAGGGUGGAUACCCGGUCGUCGAGUAUAUCCAUCGACAUGACAAGGACUCCUGGAAGGCGGUUUUCUUUGGUACUGACCCCGAGGCCAAGCUGCUCCGUGAGGCCAGUCCAUUGAUGCGCACUGGGAAUCAGUAUCGCUUUGUCCACCGGUCCAUGCUUGAGUAUUUCUUCUCACGCGUCAUCUACAACCCGGCCAAGGUUGACGAGCAGGACUCUGACUCCUCAAUUGAGACUACAUCUCCGGCAUCCAUUUCGUCCGACACCAAUGGCCCUCUGUACCAGAGAAACUUGCUCAAGGAGCCGUCGAUUAUCCAGUUCCUGUGCGACCGCGUGAGGUUCGACCCGCAUUUUGAACAAUACCUCCGCGCUAUCAUCGACCAGUCCAAGACCGAUUCCAGUGCCACCAUCGCCGCCACUAAUGCCAUUACGAUCCUGGUCAGGGUCGGCGCUCUGUUCAAUGGCGCAGAUCUCCGUGGCAUCAAGAUCCCUGGCGCCGAUCUUUCCUAUGGCCAGUUCGACUCUGUACAGUUCCAAGGCGCUGACCUGACAAGAGCCAAUCUCUCGGGAAGUUGGUUGCGGCAAGCGGAUCUGAGUCAUGCACAGAUGGAGGGCGUCCGGUUCGGAGAGCUGCCAUACCUCAAGGUGGGGUACACUAUAGCAGCCUGUGCCUACUCGCCUGACGGAAGGAUGCUUGGAGUGGCGUUAAGGGAUGAAGGCCUUGGCAUCGGGAUAUACGACACGUCCACAUGGGAACGAAUUCAUCUAAUCACUGUCAGUGACAAUGUCCGAUCUGUUGUAUUCUCGCCUGAUAGUCGACGAAUCGUAUCUGGAGACGAGAUGGGAAUGGUUCGGUUCGCGGAUGGAACAAUUCGGUUUUGGGACUCGGAGACAGGAGAGCGAGGGGUCGUCUUGCGUCCUUUGUUGGGGAAGAUUUACAGUCUUGCCUGUUCUCCAGACGGCCGAUGGAUAGCUUCCGGUCACGAGGACGGCAAUGUGCGGCUGUGGAAUAUGGUCUCCGGUAGCCCAGGUCUUGUUCUACAAGGCCACGCCAAGACUGUUACUGGAAUCGCAUUCUCUCCGGACGGUCAAUUGAUCGCCACUACGAGCAACGACCGCAGGGUCAUGUUAUGGGACGCAUCCACAGGCGACAUUAUUUCCACGUUUGACGGUCACUGGCACCAUACAUCUGACAUUGCCUUCUCUCCGGAUGGUCUUACCAUUGCAUCGGGAUCUGAUGACGGAACAGUGCUAUUAUGGGAGGUGAACACCAGUCGGUCCAGAGUUGCGAUACAAGAUCAGAUCGGUGACUCUUGUCUGGUGGCCUACUCUCCCGAUGGCCUAUCUGUACUCUCUAUCGGUCUCGUACCUGUCCUCUCUAAGCAUCGUCCUGGCGUUAUCCGACAGGGGAAUGCUAAGACAGGAUCGCGCGGAUCAGUGUCGUUUGAGUUUCCGGACCCAGAGAGGAUCAACUGCGUGGCGUUUUCGGCGGACGGCAAUCAAGUCGCAACCGGGUGCGGGAAUGGUUCAGUGCGAUUGUGGGAUCGCAGAACUGGCGCAGUUGGGCCAGUCUUGAAUGGGCAUUCGGGCGCGGUGAAGAUUGUUGCUUAUUCAACCUGUGGUCGCUGGAUCGCCUCUUCCGAUGACGAUGGGAUUGUCCGAUUGUGGGACUUUCAUGGCACGGUGCAGCAAUGCAUUCUUGUCGGCGCGAGCGGAGGCUAUGACAACGAGAUUAACGACAUGAAGUUCUCACCAACAGGCCAUGAACUUGCGGUCUGCUCGGGGGACGAAAAAGUCCGGCUUUUCGAUCCACAAACAAGAGAGCUCUUGAUGUGCAAGCUGAUGAGGUGGCCGAUUUGGUCAUUGGACUACUCGCCCAAUAGUCAGCAGCUGGCUUUAGGCACUCGGAACUCGGUUGCCUUGUGGGACCGGCGGUCGAAUGAGCCUAGUUUGGAGUUGUUCCCGGAUGCUAGUUCGGAGGGUCCGAUUAGUAGGAGCGUGACCGUCGCCUACUCGCCAUGCGGUCAGUUUCUGGCAUCCUCCACCGAGGACCACAUUGUGCAUCUCUGGCACCGACAUUCGAUCCAAGGGAAUAUCGAGAGCUGGUCUUGCGUAGUAACGCUUCGUGUGUUUUCUGAGCCUGUCGUAAGCCUGUCUUGGAAUCCAGUUGUCCCGACGGAGUUCAUCACAGCUAGCAUGGAUGGGUCUGUCCGAGUAUGGCGAGUGUCGAGCGAUGAUGGAGUGGUUGUCGUCAAGAUGCUAUGGGGUACUAAUCUUAGGAGGCUUUGCUGUGAAGGUGUGGUCCUCAAAGGUGCGACUGGUCUGAGCCCGAUCUACCGCAAGUUGUUGGCACAGCGCAGUGCUUUUGAUAGGGGCUUGUCUUUAGAUGACGAUGGAUCUGAUGAUGGGCCUGAAGAGGACGGUGGAUUUGAAGAUGGAUUUUACGAUGGAUUUGAGGUUGGGUCUAAGGACUACGAUGAAAUUGACUAUUGGCUUGAAGACGAUAACGGAUCUGACGAUGAGUCUGAAGAUGAGGAGUAG
Molecule: messenger RNA, 2829 nt
Organism: Linnemannia hyalina
Lineage: Eukaryota; Fungi; Mortierellomycota; Mortierellomycetes; Mortierellales; Mortierellaceae
Source: the annotation of a GenBank genome assembly